UUUAGGGUUACUGAUCGCGGCGAGCAAGCGCAGCAUAGCCUCUCGGAUUUGAGAGGCCAUGGCGUCGAUCUGCGGCGGGGUAAUGAGCCUCUUAAUGCAGCUCAGCGGCCGCAGGAAAUCGUCCAGGCAAGUCGGGGGUUGAGAGGAAUCGCUCCGGGGGUUUUUCUGGAGUGGCUUUCUCUUCUUUUUUCUUUCCGUGCCUUCUCACUCACUGCUUCCCUGAUCCCUUGCUUGAAAUUUCGUUCUUUCUCCUUUCAAUCACGCUUCUUCCCCAAUUUUGUCUUAAGAGGGACUAGGAUCUCCCAUCGUAGAGAAUUUCCAAGAGCUAGAGGUGAGAGAGUAGAAAUUUCCAGUGGGGUAUCCGUGAGAGGAAGAGGAUUUUCGUUUCGGGUGGUGUUUUUUCCUUUUGGAGAGUUGGGAGUGAGAUCUUCUUGAGGGACAAUGAGCUUGAGAACCUCACAUUCUCACGACACGGAGCUCCGGCUCCCAGCCGACGUCGACUGGUACAUGCUAGACAAGACCAAGUUCUUCAUGCUGGGCGCCGGCCUCUUUUCGGGGGUCUCCGCCAUGCUCUACCCGAUCGUCGUCAUCAAAACGCGACAGCAAGUCUUCCCAGAGAGGAGCUCAUCUACAUCCAUCGCCCGCGGCAUUCUCAAGCACGACGGCAUCCGGGGAUUCUACCGCGGCUUUGGCACCUCCCUCCUCGGCACCAUCCCCGCUCGCGCCCUCUACAUGAGCGCCCUGGAGAUCACCAAGAGCAACGUCGCCGGAGGAGCUCUCCAGUUGGGCUUCUCGGAGCCCAUCGCCGCCGCCAUGGCCAACGCCGCCGGGGGGGUGAGCGCGGCGGUGGCGGCGCAGCUGGUCUGGACUCCGGUGGACGUGAUCAGCCAGAGACUCAUGGUCCAAGGUGGAAGAAAUGGUGGUGGUGGUAGUGGAGGUGGUGGAGGCAAGGAAGAGUUCCCUCGCUACCGGGGUGGCUUCGACGCCUUCCGCAAGAUCCUCAAGAGCGAUGGCGUGAAGGGUCUCUACAGGGGCUUUGGAAUGUCGGUGCUCACUUACGCUCCCUCCAACGCGGUGUGGUGGGCGUCUUACUGCGUCACGCAGCGCUCCAUCUGGAGCCAUCUCGGCUAUCUCGGUGGCGCCGCCGAGCCGACCUCUGCCGCGGUGGUUUGCGUCCAGGGGAUCAGCGCCGCCGCCGCUGGAGGGGCCGCGGCACUGGUGACGACGCCGCUGGAUACCGUGAAGACGAGGAUCCAGGUGCUGGAGAGCGACCGGAGGCCGCCGCCAUCGAUCUCGCAGACUUUGAGGGUGCUGGUGAUGGAGGGAGGGUGGCGGGCUUGCUACCGGGGGCUGGGGCCGAGGUGGGCGAGCAUGUCCAUGUCCGCCACCACGAUGAUCACCACUUACGAGUUUUUGAAGAGGAUGUCGGCCAAGAAGCCGCAGAUCGAGUGUUCUCCGGUUUGAAGUGGAGCAAGCAAAACAGGUGGAAGAGUUUGAUCUUACAGGCACAGCAGGCCAGGAAGUGAGAAAAGUAGAGAGCAAGAAAGACGGGGAAAGCGAGGAAAAGAGGUGGAGUCUUUUGAGUAUCACUCUUCUAAAGUUUUCUUCCUCGUUUCGUUUCGUUCUUUUCUAGAACGGGCGACCUCACGCGAGAUGGAUGAAUCGUGACGACGAUUUCUUUGAUUUUUGUAUAUAGCAGCAAGCAGGCAAGCAAGCCGACCAAAGCUUUGUGGGGAAAAUGGUCUGUAAAUUUGUGGAGAACCAAAAGAACAAAGAGAUUUCCGUGGGAGUUAUCGUUUUUUCGUUUCGUUUCGUGUUU
Molecule: messenger RNA, 1819 nt
Organism: Selaginella moellendorffii
Lineage: Eukaryota; Viridiplantae; Streptophyta; Lycopodiopsida; Selaginellales; Selaginellaceae
Product: solute carrier family 25 member 44
Exons: 2
Coding region: 442-1464 (340 amino acids)
Biological process (GO): transmembrane transport
Source: RefSeq, a predicted model, not a curated record